AUGCUUCGUGGCGCUGAUUCAAAGACAUCUCUCCUCCAUUUCAUGCUCGUCGUUGGUGGUGAUUUUAUGUUAACCUUAGAAGAUCUGAAGGUUGUUGGUAUGGAUUUGGAUAUCAAUGUUGAUGUGGGGAGGCUAGAUGCCGAACUAUUGCAGCUUCCGGAGGUGUCUUCUUUAGCAGUCAAAGCCAACCCUUAUGUGGCGGAGAAACUCUUUGAUCAGUGGCUAUCUCUUCUCGAAACCAAUUCGCUGGUGAAAUCCUUGCUCAAUAAUGCUAAAGGAGCAGGUGCGUUAAGUUUCUCCGGGACAUUAUCCAGCGGAAAUGUUACAACAAGCACUUCAUUGCCUUCAAUGUUUCCAGCUGGCAGUACUCCUCCACUUUCACCGAGAAGUUCAUCGGGUUCACCUCGUAUCACGAGGCAUAGAGCUAGCCCAGGCCCAUCUGCUCUAGGUUCUCCACUGAAAUUAGUGAGUGAGCCAGUGAAGGAGCUUAUACCUCAGUUCUACUUCCUUAAUGGCCGGCCACCUCCAAAUGAAUUGAAAGAACGUUGUUUGUUCAGAAUCAAUCAGUUUUUCUACAGUCAUGUUGAUGGACUCCAAAUGCACGAAUUCAAACUGGUAACAAAAGAAAUCUGCAAGCUACCGUCAUUCUUCUCUUCUGCACUGUUCAGAAAGAUGGAUGUCGAAGGCACGGGAACUGUGACCAGAGAUGCAUUUGUCAACUAUUGGAUUAAUGGAAAUAUGUUGACAAAAGACAUAUCAGCACAAAUAUACACAAUAUUGAAGCAGCCAGAUGUCAGGCACUUGGCUCAGGAUGACUUCAAACCUGUGCUUCGAGAACUAUUGGCAACUCAUCCAGGGUUGGAGUUUUUACAGAGUACUCCUGAAUUUCAAGAAAGAUAUGCUGAAACUGUAAUAUACAGAAUAUUUUACUACGUGAAUAGAUCUGGUAAUGGUCGUCUUACCCUCAGGGAGCUGAAACGUUCGAACUUAAUUGCUGCAAUGCAGCAUGCUGAUGAGGAAGAGGAUAUUAACAAAGUUUUGAGGUACUUCUCUUAUGAACAUUUUUACGUGAUAUAUUGUAAGUUCUGGGAGCUGGAUACAGAUCAUGAUUUUUUAAUCGACAAAGAGAAUCUCAUCAGAUAUGGUAAUCAUGCACUUACCUACAGGAUUGUUGAUCGAAUAUUUUCUCAGGUCCCCAGAAAAUUCACCUGUAAGGUUGAGGGAAAGAUGGGAUAUGAAGAUUUCAUUUAUUUCAUAUUGGCAGAGGAAGAUAAAUCAUCUGAGCCUAGUCUUGAAUACUGGUUCAAGUGCAUAGAUUUAGAUGGUAAUGGAGUUAUUACGAGGAACGAAAUGCAAUUCUAUUAUGAGGAGCAGUUGCACAGAAUGGAGUGCAUGGCCCAAGAGCCUGUGCUUUUCGAAGAUAUUUUAUGUCAGAUAGUUGACAUGAUCAAUCCAGAGGGAUCAGGUUUUCCGGUGCAGAUAAAUGGAAAGCACAAACUAAAUGUGGGUUUGGUUGGGCAAAGAUGUGCUGAGUACCUUGGCGUCGCCUUUCACAAGUGUGCCUCGCAACAGCUAUUUGAGGUGCCAGGCCUGGCCAUGCUCGCCUCACGCCUCGCCUAUCUUACGUUACGUGAUUUAAAAGGAAGCAAACUCUCAGGCAGUGUUUUCAAUAUUCUUUUUAACCUGAACAAGUUCAUGGCUUUUGAGACACGGGAUCCAUUUCUUAUUCGCCAGGAGCGUGAGAACCCAAAUUUGACGGAGUGGGAUCGCUUCGCACACAGAGAAUAUAUACGGCUUUCAAUGGAGGAAGAUGCUGAAGAUGCCUCCAAUGGAAGUGCAGAUGUUUGGGAUGAAUCACUGGAGGCUCCAUUUUAAAUUCUGCUUGGUGUCUAUGGAGUCUUCUUUCACUUUGUAGCAGUAAUUGCGUGGGACAAGUUGUGAAUUAGGAUUGCACGAUCUGAGUCCACAAAAUGAUACAUGUGUGUUUAAAGCCGCCUCAGGAAUUUUGAGUUGACCUGUAUGUAUGUAAGAAGCUUGCCAAUAUGUAUUUGUUAUUGCUACAGUGGGGGCUCUGGAAAUGGCAUAUAUAGAAAACCAACAGGUUAUGCUUUCCCAACAACGGUAGCGCUUAUAUUAGCACAGUUGUAAGAAUCUGUCUAUUAAUUAUUUCUUUUAGAACUAAUGAUUCUGGGGAGCUUUCUUUAAAAACCCAAUCCCUUAAUCAUCUUACAUGUUAGUCCUUAUACAUAA
This is a messenger RNA of Striga asiatica, 2250 nucleotides long. The record is from the annotation of a GenBank genome assembly. Lineage: Eukaryota; Viridiplantae; Streptophyta; Magnoliopsida; Lamiales; Orobanchaceae.